AUGGCCGCCCUCUCCAUCGACGUUCAGCCCGCUCCCCGUUCACCCAGCCGUGCUGGGCAUCGGCCACCUCUCCAGCGCUCCUCCCCCUUCCUCCCCCUCCGCCCCGACCUUGCGCCGCUCCACACUCUCGAUCUCCCUCCUCUCGAUUCGCCCAACAGUGACUGCGGAAGCAGCCCCUCUAGCUCUUGCAGCAGCGAUUCGGACGAAGAUAUCAAGGUCCACCUUGCCCCACUGUGUCCCCCGUCCCCGCCCUCGCCCACUUCUCCGUCUGAGGACGCGCUCUGGUCGUCCCCGCCCGCGUCAGAAGGAGAGGAAGAGAGUGAUCUGGACGUAGACUGGGACGCACGGCAUGGCGAGUGCGCCCUCCCCUCCCUCUUCUCUCCUCCAUCCACCACCCAACAAAUCCACCCCUGGCCGCCCACUCCCCCUCCUCCCAUGGAAGAGCACCAUCCACACGCCCACUACGGCUGGUCAAAUCAUGCGCUCUCGAAUCUCAAGGCUAUGCUCUGGUACCGCCGCCACUACGCUUGGUGGGUCUACGACGAGACCCUUCGCCACUACGCCUCGUCCCCUUCUUCGUCGUCGUCGUCUUCUCCCAUGUCCUCCUUCCCGUCUACCCCCUCAAACUAUCUCCCAGAGUCACCUGUUCUUCCCCGCUCUCGCGACACGCCCUGGUUCACCGCCAACGGCAUCCAACCACCCUCACACGAUCACUCCCUGACCAGGCAUGGUGCGCACCCCGAGCCGCGAUGGCAGUGUUUCGACCCUCGCAGUGCCAUCUUCCCCCGGGUCGGCGACAUUUCCGACCUCCACGACCCAUACAGUGAGGCCAUUGACCGCGCUUUCCUUCACUGGCCAUCGUACGGACUCAGCAAGGCCGUUUUUCUCAACGACAUGCUGCGGCGCGUGCGCGAGGCCACUUCGUUGUCUUCCUGGGGCUCUCCUACCUUGUCGUCAAUUGGCAACCGCGCCGCCCGGGCAUGGACGGAGCCCGACUCGCCGGCUUCGACGUACAGUCAGGACGCGACGGCGGACACCCGGGCCGCGGUGCCCGUGCAAGUGCAAGGGUCUAUUGUCGUCAUGGACGACGAAUUUGAAGACAACCACCGAUUCGCCACCCCGUCGCCUUCCGUGCUCUCCCCUUCGAGUUCGCUCCCCUGUGCUGUGUUCUCGGUACCCUCUGAGAUGAGCUGGAGGGCACGGUGGCAGCUGCUCGUCCGAAUGUACCCAACACCCCUCCCUCCGAUCCCACAACCUCAACCGCGCCUCCCCUCGAUGGAGGAUCUCUCCCAGGUCGGGCCACCAUACGAGCUCACCGUUUACGACGCAGGCGCGGCAUCAGAAGAUGACGCGCUUGAACUCACAACCGCGCUCGAGGCCUCCGAAGAGCUCGCGCAGAUCGUGGUCGCGCUGCCGCCGCCGGUACCUUCGACUGGCGCUGCACCUCCCUACACCGCCCUCGAGACAGACGCGCCUCCUCAUUACGAUCCUCUGCCACCUCCGCGCGCACCGACGCCGCACCCGGGCGCGGUGGGAAGGAUGGACGUGACAGGUUCGAGCCCGGUGGUCCGGCUGCCUUCAUCGCCGCCGCUCCGCGCGAGGCAUGUCAAGAACGCCGACGCCGUGCAGUUCCGGGUUGCGCCGCCCCCGCCGCGGCCGGACUCGCCACGGUUCUCCUUCUUCGUCGGUGGCGAUGGCGAUGAUAGCGAUGGAGACAGAUGA
Epithele typhae is the source of this 1722-nucleotide messenger RNA. RefSeq lists its product as uncharacterized. Bases 1 to 1722 code for a protein of 573 amino acids. The record is from RefSeq and is a predicted model, not a curated record. Lineage: Eukaryota; Fungi; Basidiomycota; Agaricomycetes; Polyporales; Epitheliaceae. The transcript has a single exon.